Paramormyrops kingsleyae is the source of this 3456-nucleotide messenger RNA. The record is from RefSeq and is a predicted model, not a curated record. NCBI's taxonomy places the organism in Eukaryota, Metazoa, Chordata, Actinopteri, Osteoglossiformes, Mormyridae.
UUGGUAUCGCUCAGCUCUUCCGUCUCAACACCAAGUGAAAGUGAAUGUAGUUCAGAAAGACGAUGCUUUGUAUAAAGAUUGAGCUACUUUAAUCAAAACCUAUAUAUGUAUAUUCGUUUUAAUAUGGGGUGAAAUUUGCCUGUCUCGUAAAAAUUGUUCCAUGGCUAUGAUAAAAAGGAAUAUGCAAGCAAAAGAUGAAAAUGAUCAAAAGUCUUACUAUUAUAUUAAUCUUGUCAAAGUUCAUCAUUCACUCUGAUGGUUUCCUGCUACACGGCUCUGCUGGUCCUCUAACAGCCCGGCUGGGAGGAGUUGUACUGCUGCCCUGCUUUGUGGACAGACCCCUGCCUUUGGAGGAGCUGCAGGUGGACUGGAGAAGGACUGAUUCAGACACCAUCGUGCACCUAUUCCAGGAUGGUCAGAGCAGACCUGAUUCACAGGGGGACGCCUACAGGGACAGAGCCCACUUCUUCUCUCAGGAAAUCCCCAAAGGCAACUUCUCUCUGCUGCUUGACGGUGUGAGGACUGCAGAUGCAGGAGUUUAUGAGUGUGUGGUUUAUACAGAGCAGGAGCAACGUGAAACACGGGUGGAAAUACAGGAAGUAGAGCGGCUGGUGGUGACGGGUGCAGAUGAGCCUGUCUCUGCACAUGCUGGAGAAGAUGUGACUCUCAGCUGCUCUGUGGACACCCAUGUUAAUGUGACAGAGCUUCAGGUGGAAUGGAGAAAGACAGAUGGUGACAUCAUGGUGCUUCUGUUCACUGAUGGAGAGAACAAACCAGAUUCUCAGCAUGACAGAUACUCUGGAAGAGCUGAAUUCCUCGCUGAGGAAAUUCCGAAAGGAAACUUCUCAAUGAAACUGAGCAAAGUCAGGUUGGAAGACAAAGGAGAGUUCAGGUGUGAAGUCCACUCAGAUACUGAUUCUAAUAGUACAACAGCCAGGAUAGCAGCAGUGGGUUACUCACCCCUGCAUUGGCUGAUUCUGAUGCUGUGCAUCACUGUCACACCUGUAGUCCUACUUACUGGUGCUUUAUCUGUCUGGCAUUAUAUAAAGGAAGGUGAAGGCAGACAGGCUCUAUUGAGUCACUGGUCACUUGUCACAGUUCCAUCAGUCAUGGUUUCCUCAGCAUUCAUCCUGUGGGGUGUAACUGAAGGAUCCACAGAAGAGGCUGUUUCUUGUAUUGUCCUCACUCUGCUGAAUAUCCUGAUGUUGUUUAAUAUGGAUCCGAAACGAUUAUAUCCAGGUCUGUCAUGGAGAAUUAGACUUCUGACUCAGACAAUAGGAAGCACCAUCACCAUCAUAGCUGUAUGCACAGUUCCUAUUGUUGAGUUUUCGACAAAAUAUUCCACAACCACGGCUGGGAAAGUAACACUGGGAGUCUUUGUAGGUGGAUUUGUACUUAUGAUGGUCUUUAUGGCUUCUAUGCAACUUUUAUUCUAUUGGUUUCGGUUUCGCUUAAGAAUACAUACACUGAAGAAAACACUAUGGGCCGUAUCUGCAUUUCUGAUAAUCAUGGUUUUAGUCGCAGUUGGUAUUGGUGUGUUUCUUGCCAUAUAUUUCUCUGGAAGAGCAGAAAUAGCGGAUAUUGGAGCACUUUUGACUGUCUUUAUAGUUCCGAUGAUUAUGUUCUUAAUCCCUGUGAUUGGGCUUGGGAUUUUCCUGUUUCGUUCCAUAAAGAGGGGAGCGGCAUUUCUUAGAUUCUUUAAUAUACUCCAAAGUCUAAACGUGAUGUUUAAUAUGCAGAUCAUUACUCUUUAUAUCCAGCUUAUUGCCUGGAUGCAAGGCAGAUUUUUACUGGGAUAUUUCAUCCCAAUUACAAUCGCAUCUUUGGGAAUAUGUGCGUGCUUUGUUGCCAAAAGAUUUCUGAAGUCAUUCAGACAUUUCUAUCUGGCUCAGAAAAUCCUUUUGGGGAUUUUAUUCUCACUGCACCUAAUAUUAAGUCUCCUGUAUCUAAGUCUGGUUUUAGACAAUGACAAAGUUCUGACCACAGAACGACCUGUAAAGAUCUGCGAGUUUGUGUUCAUCUACAUCCUGAUUGUCACAAACAAUAAUGACCGGCAUCGGGAUAGACACCUUGCCAAACCCCGUAAAUGUGUAUAUUUCUCAGGGGCUCUUGGUCUCCCUCUCCUGGAUUCUGCUGCCCUGGCUGUAGCAUUAAAGCUCAAAGCAGACACAGGGAAACAGCCAUUGGAUCUACGGCUGAUUGUCAUGAUUUCUGGGUCUUUCUUCCUGUUUGGCUGGUUUGUUAUACAGAUGUCUGCAUACUAUUUGUCCAGAAAAGGAAAGUGAGUAGACCUUUUAUGUUUAGUAACAUGCACUGGUUAUAACAAGAAUAAAAUAAAAAUAAAAUCAAUCCAUCCAUUCAUCCAUCCAUCGCGGUGAGCCUGGCACCUGUCACCGGAAGCACAGGGCACAAGGCAGGGGACACCCUGGGCAGGAUGCCAGUCCAUCACAGAGCCCAAGCCUGAGAGUGUGAGGUGCCAGUGUUACCCACAGAGUCACCACGCAAACUACACAGAGCCCAAGCCGGGGGGUGUGAGGUGCCAGUGUUACCCGCUGAGUCACCACGUAAACUACACAGAGCCCAAGCCGGGGGGUGUGAGGUGCCAGUGUUACCCACUGAGUCACCACGCAAACAACACAGAGCCCAAACCUGGAGGUUUGAGGUGCCAGCGUUACCCACAGAGUCACCACGUAAACUACACAGAACCAAAACCAGGAGGUUUGAGGUGCCAGUGUUACCCACUGUAGCAUGUGCUCUCUGAGACAAUCAUUAUCAUUCUGCUCCUGGCUGUUGGACUCUAAUAAGCAUAGACUGUGUGGGUCAUUUGUGAGAAAUUAAACACAAAUGAGUGACAAGAACUGGUCACAAAAAGACAUUCAUCUUUCCCGGCAUGGAAAUAUUUUGUAUCCCAUACAGACGAUGUUGAGCAGGAAGUGAUCUGUCAGCACUGUUUGUGUCUGUUGGCACAACUUACAGCAACACGACCAACUUAUCUGACAGACUCUGUUGGUAGAUCAGUUCUGUUUGGCUGUUGUUUUAAGAUGAUGUGAGGGGGGUAUAGGGCUCUCGAAGGAACAAACAGGCACGCUUAGGUUCGCUUCUAAAAACACUUUAUUACAAGUAAUACAAAAUAACCUUGCAUUAAAAUCUAUGCCAAGACAUUGGAUCAAAGGCAAUGCAAAAUAAUCCCGUUUCACAAGUGAUAUCCAAUAAUAUUAUAUAUCAUUAACAAUACUAAAACUGCCAAUACAAGAGAUUAUAGGCAUGUAUAAAAAAGUGACAAUUUGAAACAUGCAUAUAUAGAAAGUGCAACUUGAUAUUAUGGUUAUUGUGAUAAUUGAUUGAAUCAAAAAAUGAUCACUGCAAAGCUAUUCACACUGGGACGUGCCAUCAUCACCCACCUUCACUCUUAGACUGGGGAGCUCGUUUCAGUCCUGGCAGGAGACCAACGCGUGA